This is a messenger RNA of Ahaetulla prasina, 3944 nucleotides long. RefSeq names its product multimerin 1 (gene MMRN1). Gene Ontology annotation, molecular function: protein binding; extracellular matrix constituent conferring elasticity. The transcript has 8 exons. The record is from RefSeq and is a predicted model, not a curated record. Bases 236 to 3871 code for a protein of 1211 amino acids. Lineage: Eukaryota; Metazoa; Chordata; Lepidosauria; Squamata; Colubridae.
UCGGUAUAAUCUUCCUCUAAGGAAUUUGGCUUCCACGGCUCCAAGAGGUCACAGGUCACAGAGGAACCAAUAGAAACAGGAAACAGAGUUUCCUCGGUCUACUUUCCAAUACUCAAAAACCUGUUUCCUUUGUCUCCCGCAAACACAAACCUGGCAAUCUGGUGUUUGGUUCAGAUCCGUCGUGAAAGCAACAGCACAAAGCAAAAGAGUUUAGGCGGCCUCUGCUGAGGACGAUAUGAAAGGCACGCCGAGGUCCUUGCAAGCCAAGAGAAUGUGGGAGAUAUUUUCAGUAUUGCUUUUAUUAACCUUGGGACGAAGUGGCGCAGAAGACAAUUCAACAGACCCGGCCUUGGUCACAACUUCGGAUUCCAGCACAGUGGAAAUAAGUCAUCCUGGCUUUGCUGUUCCUGAAAUCCAGAGCCUGGGACGUGUGGAGCCAACAUCAUCGAUACCAGAUUCUUCUCAGAACCCCACUUUUGUGCAGACUAUAAAACAGGAUGGGCAAGACAUAAAACGUAGCAUUUUUACAACCCAGGAGGAAAUUCAAAGCUCACCAACUCCAGCUACAACCCGGCAAGGAGAAAAUAUCGCUCUUAAAACUCCUAGCAGAGAAAAGGACCAGGAUGCUAGUGUUACAAAUGCCAAGGCACCGAUCCUACCUAAGGAUGGAGGAAAUCCAGCACAGAUCCUGCCCCGAAAGGGUCCUCUUGAAAAGGAAACACUGAAAAAACCAGUUGUGGGCAGAGCUUCCAGACAAUCGGGCUAUGGCAGCAACAGCGGCCAGCAGGCUAAAGAUAACAGGAGCCCCAGCUUUGAUACUACCAGGGGAAAGAACUGGUGUGCCUACGUUCACACAAGGCUUCAGCCGACAAUUGUGGUUGACAACGUACAAAGCUACAGCUCCGGGAGAGCCAACCCAUGCACUUGGAUUACGGGAUCCUGUGGAACAAGUUCCCAGUCAAGGACCCACCAAGUUUACAGGAUCAAACAUAUGAUAGUUACCUCACUGGAGUGGAAAUGCUGCCCAGGAUACAGUGGAGGAACAUGCCAGCCAACAGCCCAACAGGAUCAAACGCUCAUCCACAGCAACCAGGCAGAGAGCAACACAGCUACUACUGGGCAAACCCUGAGAAAUGACCAGCAGCAGCAGGAGCCCAAUGACCAAGCAGUUGCACAAAAAGUGAAUGAACAGAUUAGCAGCCAGGAGAUGAAACUGACUUUGCUACAGAAGAAGGUUGACAACAUUUCAGUCGUCAUGAGAGACGUGAGCCGGACGCUUUCCUCUCUGGAAGGCAAAAUCAAUGAAGAUAAGAGCCAAGAUUUGGCGGCGUUUCUAAAAGGUUUCAAAUCCAAAAGCGUGACCGAACUGAUCAGAGAAAUCGUAAAAGAGCAGUUUAAAGCCUUCCAAAGUGACAUGCAAGAGACAGUGGCUCAGAUUUUCAAGAUCACAUCUGAUCUCUCUGAAGAUCUUGAGAAUACCAAAGGCUUGGUCAAAGGUCUGAAUAAAUCCUGCCAGAGAUUUGCCCUUGAUAUUGAAAAUAGACCUACGAGGGUUGAAAUACUAGACAUUCGAACCCAGAUCUUGCAUAUUGAAGAAGAUAUAAGCUCUACGUGUGAAAGGCCAAUCAAAGAACUGCAAGAAAAGCAGAGCUCUUUGGAAGCUGACUUAGAGCAUCAAAGCUCAAAGAGUGAUAUUUACUAUGGCUCUUUGAACAAAACUCUUACACAAAUGAAAGAAGCACACGAACAACUGCUAUCAGCAGAGCAACGCUCAGUCCAGAAUAUACCCAUAGCGGCUGAAUCAAUGAAUGAUAAUCUUACAAAUUUCAUGACAAAUUUACAGGAGAAAAUGAAAACACAGAACCUGAUGGUUUUGCAGCUAUACGAUGAUCUCAGAAUCCAAGAUAACAAGAUCAAUAAUCUUACCCUCUCAUUAGAAAUCCAGAGACACGACCUACAAGGUAGAUGUGACAACAUAUUGUCCGAAUGCAAAAGUGAGAUCCAAAUGCAAAUAAGGGGUGUGGAAGGGGAUAUCCGUUCCUUAAACAAAACGGUGGAGAGUCUUAUAUUUCCCUUGGAUGAUAAAAUGGAGAAAAUGAAUGAGCAGAUUAAUGACCUCUGCUAUGACAUGGAGAUUCUCCAGCCUUUGAUUGAACAAGGAGUUCCUUUCAGCCUUUCAUCAGAGGAUGAGUUGCGGCUCGAAACAGUUGCUAUUAGUAGAAAACUGGAGAAUUUAACCAGCCUUGUGACAACGCUGAACUUCACCAUCGAGGAACUCCACAAAAAUCAAAAGGAACUUAAAAAUGACGCUCAGGCUCAUGAUGAAAUUUCUAGGAGGCGGAUCGAUGAAUGUUUCGUUUUGAUGGAGGAUGGGUUAAACAAAACCAUGAUGGUUAUCAACAGUGCUAUUGAUUCCAUCCAAGAUAACUACGUCCUCAAAGAAACUCUGACUGCCUGGAAAAAUGAGACCGAAGCUUGCUGUGAUCGUGGGGAGAAAAUGGAAAAUAUGUUGACGUUAAUACCGCAAUUUCAAAAGAUGAAUGAAUCCCUUCAGAUGCUAGUCAGCCAAAACGAGAAACCAAAGAGAAUUUGGCCCACUGUAGAAUCUUCCUUUGGCGAACGAGACAUCCAUCAACUCAGCAGAGGUCACCCUAACCCAAACACCACAUUAUUAAAUGUUCAAGAGCACAAGAGAGACGCUGGUCAACCGGAUGAGAAAAUAUUGCACUCCAGCAACGAAUACAACGAUCAUGAAACACGUCUGCAGGCCGUGGAGGGGAAAAUCAUCAAAUUCUUGGCAAACAAUUGUGUCUCAGUAAGAAACGUGAAAGCGGCUGCCACAGAAAAUGAGAAAACCGUCUCCGUUCAGCUUCAGACCUUCAAUUCCAGAAUCAGGGCUCUUGAAGCCAAAAGUAUCCGCUUAUCGCUGAGUAUCCCUCUCUUAAACAAGACAGCCAACGAAGCGAGGGACUUGUGUCAGGAUGUCUCUGGAACCAUUCGAGAAAUGAAUGCCAGCCUUCCCAAACUGAUGCCAACUGUUCACUCGGAUGGCAUAUUGUUUCAGAAGGGCUUCCAAGAGCUCACUGGCGCCAUGAUAGAGGCCAAAACAGAAACACUUCUGGCCAACCUAACCUUGUACGUAGACAAAUCCCUAGAAAGGGCAGUAGACACCAUGACCAAACGGUUAAAGGCAGCUGCUACUCCUCCGAAGAAGCCACUGCCUGGGAAAAAGACACCCGUGAACACGGUUACAAAUCAGGCUGGGAGAAGUCAGAGAAACACUGAUUCUGCUUUAGAAACAGGGGAUUACCUGAGCUGUAGUAGCUCCCCGUGUCAAAAUGGAGGGACCUGCGUCAAUGAAAAGAGGGGCUUUGUCUGUGCUUGCCGCUAUCCUUUCGGAGGAGCCAACUGCAGCGCCAAGUUGACGGAGGAAAAUGCUGCAGCCAUAGAUUUCUCCAAGGGGUCUUACAGAUAUGCACCAAUGAUAGCCUUUUUUGCUUCGCACACCUAUGGGAUGAACACACCUGGUCCGAUUCGGUUUAACAAUCUGGAUGUCAACUAUGGGACCUCCUACGUCCCUGCAAAUGGACGGUUCCGCGUACCAUACUUGGGAGUAUAUGUCUUUGAGUAUAACAUUGAGUCAAGCAGCCCAUCCAUCUCAGGCUACCUUGUGGUUGACGGAACAGACAAGCUAGCUUUCCGAUCCGAAAAUGGAAGCGGAGACAAGUAUGUCACUAGAGUAGUUACUGGAGAUGCUAUAUUGGAACUGAACUACGGACAAGAAGUCUGGCUCAGACUGGCAAAGGGCUCUAUCCCAGCAAAAUACCCACCCGUAACUACAUUUAGUGGCUACUUAUUGUACCGCACAUAAAAGCUGCCAUCCAAUAUUUCUUCCCUGUUACUUCUCACUUCUUUCUACCCAAAUAAAGGAAAUCUCAUUUAGA